AUGAAGAACUUCAAUUUCCUCUUUAUUCACGUCUUGUUGUUAUUGCAUCCGUACUUAUGUUUUUCGGCUUCCUCAAGCAAAGCUUCCCAAAAAGGCAAGGCUAAAGCUGAGGGCCGUCAUGAUAGCUCUCAAGCAUUAGAAAGAGCGAUGAAAGAGAAAGCAAAGGCUGAACGGAAAACGAAUCUCUACUACAGUAAUGUUGAUGAUGCGUUAGCAAAAGGAGUAUCAAUGGGUCAUCCCGGCUAUGACGCCUGGGUCCAUCUUGCAGGAGAGCAUAAAAAGAUAGAAGCCAAUGCAAAAGCUCAUCAAUUAGCUUCGAAAUUUAUUCUCAAAAAUCGUACACCUCACCAAGAGAUUUUUCAAGACCGUGCUGAGAAACUUGACCAUUCUGCAGGCCAAAUAGAAAAGCAAAUGGACUUGGCGAAAGCGAAUAACAACUACGAUCUUGCCCUUCAUAACACUCGUCUUCAUGAGCACCACGAAAGAGUGAAAGAACACGAUGAUACUAUGGCAGGGCUAGAUGAGACUAUCCGUGAGCUCAGCCACUCGAAAUCGCGCAAAAGAACUUGA
Molecule: messenger RNA, 570 nt
Organism: Meira miltonrushii
Lineage: Eukaryota; Fungi; Basidiomycota; Exobasidiomycetes; Exobasidiales; Brachybasidiaceae
Exons: 1
Coding region: 1-570 (189 amino acids)
Source: RefSeq, a predicted model, not a curated record